UGAAAUAACUUCAGUCAACCAGAAUUUUAAAUAAUCCAUCAUUGAUUAGAAAGUUUGUCAAAUCAGUAAUUUUAAGAAAAUAUCAUAAAUGGAAAACGAGCAUGAGUCUUCGACAGAAAUUUCAACAGAUAGCUCAAGCAAUACCGACAGCAUUCAAAAUGUUGACAAUCAAUGCAUAGAAUUAUCCAAUGAGGAGCAAAGGAUAAAGAAUCAAGCGGACAUCGAUUUAACAUUGGAUCUAGGAAGCGUGUUGCCAAAUUAUGAUCGUGUUUCUGAAAAUGAGAACGAUGAUUCAUUAGAAAAACUCUCAGCUGUUCUUGAACAGCCAGAAGACUCGGUGAUUUUAGAGGGCGCGCAGUCAUUAGAAGAUGGUCAAGACGAUAAAGAUUUAAACUACAUUCUUCGGGAGCGAAUAGAGUCGCUCAGUGAAGUAAUGAGGAACUUAAAAGAAGAAUUAAGGAAGGAAAUAGAACUUUGGAAAAAAGAAAAAGGAGAAUUGCAAUUUUUACGUGAAAAGGAUGAUGCAUUGGCUUUGGAAGAAGCAACUGCAGCCGCACGUGCAGCUGCAGCAGCCUAUGCUGCCGAAUCGCCAUUAUCUAACAAUUUGGGGGAUGUUUUAGAUAUCUCCUCAGAGGAUGCGUUCAGAGAAUUGACAAUACUCGAAUAUGAGAAACGUUUGGCUAAAUAUCAAGACGAAUACUCAUUUAUUCAGGCGGAAAAGCGUUAUAAUGCCCGAUGGAAAAUGAUAGCAAACGCGUAUAAGCAGAAAUUGAUGGAAGUGGAACGACUCUGUAACGAGGAAUUAGAGAAAGUUCAAAAAAAUGUGAAUCAUUUGCAACCGCUGAAAGAAAUGGUAUCACAAUGGUAUCUCGACGAAGAAAACCAUGGUGACUCAAUCAGAAGAACCGAUUUUGCUGCAAAUGCCCAGAAACUCAAUACUUUUAAUGAGAAUAAUAUGCUCAAUCGUCACACAUUGCAAAAGAUAGACGCGGAAGUCAAUAUGGCGCCAGAAAUAUUCGUUGCUCGAUUCAAAUCCGACGAUCCAACAAAAAUAGAUAAACUUUAUGGAUAAAUCUCUCCCCAUACUUAUAAUAAUACUUUUCAUAACGUUUUCGGGAUACAUUUAAUAUACACAUAUUCGUAUUACUUCUCACAUAUUAGAAUCAGAAUUACAAUUUACAUAUAUCUUAAAUUUUAA
Molecule: messenger RNA, 1198 nt
Organism: Bombus pascuorum
Lineage: Eukaryota; Metazoa; Arthropoda; Insecta; Hymenoptera; Apidae
Exons: 3
Coding region: 89-1072 (327 amino acids)
Source: RefSeq, a predicted model, not a curated record